This is a messenger RNA of Paramuricea clavata, 3759 nucleotides long. The record is from the annotation of a GenBank genome assembly. NCBI's taxonomy places the organism in Eukaryota, Metazoa, Cnidaria, Anthozoa, Malacalcyonacea, Plexauridae.
AUGAAUCAUCUGGGCUCGCUUAUCUGUGUGUUGCUGGCUACAGCAGUUGUCGUAAGUUGUAAGUAACAUCACACUGUGCUAAUAUGUAGUUUAAAAUGUUCACUUUCUGCAUGAUUAAGAAAUAAAAUCCUGUUUAGAUUUUCUAAAUUUUUAAACUUAUUUUUUAGAUGCUGCCCCAACAUUUCUAGACGCUGGUAAGUUGUAGUUUCAACUAUAUAUGGCCAGUCAAGAAUAACUGAGUAACCUGAUCUUCCAAUCAAUACUCUAACACGCUAGACUAGACUAGUAUAAAACUGACUCUGUAAUGAUAAUUUUUCCCGUCCCGCAUCUGAAAGUAGUAGGUGUAAUCUAACCUGUGAAGAUCCUUAUGGCCAGCGGUUUCAUUCUCCAAUUUCAAAAAUACUUCACGUGAAUCUUUUGAGUCGAGAUCAGCAUACACAACCUGCAAAAUGAAUUAUAGACAUUAAUGCAGAGCUCCGUUGAAAGGCAUCUUUUGGUGAUACAGGCCACCUCGGUAAAAAUGAAGAUGAUUACUAUAUUAUUAUUAUUAAUAUACAAAUAUCAUAUCUGAUCUGCAGCUAUAUAUAAUCUACUACAAAUAAAAUAUAUUUUACCCUUUUUCUUUAGAUUCCACGCUGGAACGUCGUAGCUACUAUUGUAUGUAACUUCUCAAUUUCCUUGUUCAAAGUUCAGUGUGUUUAAUUAAACAUGGAUAAUAAAAUAAAUGGAUAGGAAACUAGCUGACGUGACCUAAUGUUUUCAAUGGGCUGAUGGCGUGAUUGGAUGUUGAAACCUAGUUGCAAACCAAAUUCUCCAAAACGGCAUGUUUAGCAAUAAUACAGCUAAAUUAUUUUAGUCAAAGAGCAAAUGAAUAUAACUACGCUAUUCUACGAUGAAAUCUCUAAGUAUUCCCAGUCAAUUUUAGCAAAUAUUUCAAGAACUAAACAGUGAAAAAGGCGUCCCAAAUUUCGUUAAAAUUGGGGACGCCAAUUUCGUAGCUACAAAUGUAAAAAAAUGCAAAACAAAGACGAAAAACAUUUACCUUGAAUACUUUGUCGUGGCUUAGGCAUGUUUUUAAAACAAUUAGACCAGUUUAUGCUUCAAUAUUACUCUUUUAAAGCAGAAAGUAUAGCGAAACAACAAAAAUGCCGAGAACUUUGCAAUACGCGUGACGUCACAGAUUGCAACUAGGUUGUUUUUGCUUACGUCAGCUAGAGUCCUAUCCAUUUAUUUUAUUAUCCAUGGUUUAAACAGCCUAAAAAAUUGCAUUUCUGUCUCAACGUCGAGCUGUCCUGGCUUGGGUGUGAAUUACAAAAUUAAGAUUUAUUUCGCGCCCAAACUACAGGAGCUCAAACGUUUCAUCUUUGUCAGUUAAACAUCAAAAUAUUCGGAGGAAUUCGGAACUGUACGUCAAUUCGUCCAUUUAUUCACAUGACAAUUCAUAUCGGUACUCGGAUCUUUUCGGUUUCAUGUGACCUGUGUGAACUCGUGUUCAGUACGGUUCCAAAAUUAUCCGUUUGACAGUUCUGAUUCCACGGCAGGAGUUUAAUAAUUUGUCUCAAAUUCCAGACCCUCCAGGACGUCCGGGACCGCAAGGUCCAGCAGGAAGAAAUGGAACAGACGGUGCUCCUGGUAUUGAAGGACCUCCAGGGCCACCUGGUGAGACCGGAGCUCCGGGGUCCAGCGGACACAGAGGUGAAAAGGGGGAUAAAGGUGAACCAGGCGAACAAGGCAAACAGGGUGAAGAUGGACCCAGGGGGCCAGAGGGACCGCAAGGUAUCCAGGGAGUACCAGGAAAGCAGGGUGAUAAAGGAAUGCAGGGGAUCAAGGGUGAACAAGGUGUUCAUGGUCAAGAUGGAUCAGAUGGGAAACCAGGUGAUAAUGGUGUAUCUGGACCCAAGGGACAAAAAGGCGAACCAGGUAGGAUAUAUAUUGAUAUAUGUGGAUACAUAAUCUAUGUGUAUUCCGAGUGUUGUGGAUAUAAUGUUGACCUCAUGUCUCACACAGGUGGCCCAGGAGCCCCAGGAACAAAUGGUAAAGAUGGCGAGGAUGGUGAACCAGGAAGUCGUGGAGCCGAGGGUAAACCUGGGCGUAAUGGUGAGAAUGGAAGACCAGGACAGGACGGGAUGAAGGGGGAAAGAGGUGAACUAGGACCUGUUGGACAUGAAGGGAAAAAGGGGGAUAAAGGAGACAAAGGAAUGGAUGGCAAUCCUGGAGUACAAGGUGAUAGAUCGGGAUAUUUCAUAAAGAACUUAAACUUAUUGAUAUUUCUUGGGAAAAUUCAUUGCUAUAUUAUAAAGGAAACCAUCAUCGUAUCACUGUCUUGAUACCAUGGCAAUAAACGGCCACAAAAUAAGACAUUUUCGAGAUGAAUUUUUCUUGAAACAAUGUUCCGUUUGAAAAUUUACAACAUACACUCCAAGUCGUUAGUGAUAUUAAGACGCCUCAAAGUAUGUUAAAAAAACAAACGGAAAAACGAGCAAUAUUGUGAAAUGUUUCUAUUUCCUUCAGGAGAACCUGGCUCUCCAGGAGAAAAAGGCACGCAAGGUGCCCCAGGUGUUGCGGGCAAGGAUGGCAGUCCAGGUUCGCCAGGAGAUCAGGGAGAACCAGGACAACCUGGGAAAGAUGGAACGCCAGGAGUAAAAGGUGAUAAAGGGGAUGAUGGCAUUCCGGGAGGUGUUGGACCUAAAGGUGAUACUGGAGAACCUGGAGUACAAGGACCCCCCGGGAAAGAUGGCGCUGAUGGAGCACAAGGAGAGAGAGGGGGAAAAGGUCAGUCUGAAGAAGUCAUCAGGAGUUAGGAUCAACUUAGGAUUAAUGAUGGGAUUAGUUUUAGAAGUAGGAUUAAAAUUAGGAACAAUGUUAGUAUAAAGGCUGUUCAGUAAACAAGCAGAAAAGUCUAAAUCCAUUUAAACGUUUCUUAUGAAAUAAUUCGAUGAAUAAAAAGACAGCACUUAGUUAUGUGCAGGAUUAAUAAAAUUUAGAAAAUUUAAACUUUUCCGCGCAUACACGUACAUGUGGAAGACGGAAAGCAGCCUUUCAUGUUAGACUUAAUGUUAGGGAGAAGAUUGAAUUAACAUUAACUCAAUGUUUGACAUAAAGUAUUAAAUAAUUCAUGAACGGAAAACUUACCAAUAACGUUUUGGCCAAGUCCAGCGACUCCAGCGACAGGAGACAACUUUAAAUUUGAUCAUCUCAAGAAAAAUUUGAAAACAAAAUAUGAGAUCUAUAAGUGGAUUUCGCUAGAAGCACCAUCAUGCAGUUUAUCAGAGUAAGAACAUAAUGCUAAGAGACACUUGUCGAACUUGAAAUAGCUCGAAAUGGAGGCAGCGAAUACAGUCUAUUGUAAAUAAGUAGUUUUCGUUGCCAGUGUGUUCGGAAGCGAAUUAUAAAUAGAAUUGAGAGAUGCGGUUUAAUAUUCGUGCUCCUACAGGUGACUGAAGAUGAACACCAUCUCCCUAACGCUUACUGAAACCCACGUUUGACAUAUUUAUUUAUAUUAGGGUUAAUGUGAUUCUCUCGUUCUCAGGUUCCCCAGGUGCACCGGGCGCGGCUCGCCCUCCCUUCGUAUGUAUUCGUAUCCAGACCCCAGGUUCAGUGGCUCGUUGCCCGGCUGGAUACAGUGCCACGUCAUGUGUUGGUUUGAAUGGAUGUCGUUAUGGCCAACCUGACGUCACGGUGAAAGCUUGUCACAGUUUGUGUCCUAAGAUCUCUUAUUCUCCUAAACCUAUGGCCACCUUAGCAGUCUGCUGUAAAUAG